Molecule: messenger RNA, 1365 nt
Organism: Bicyclus anynana (squinting bush brown)
Lineage: Eukaryota; Metazoa; Arthropoda; Insecta; Lepidoptera; Nymphalidae
Exons: 2
Coding region: 590-1327 (245 amino acids)
Source: RefSeq, a predicted model, not a curated record
UUGAGGUUAUAUACAAAUAUGUUAGGGGCAGUUUGUGAUAGGACCUGAGGCUGUUUCCACCAUCGUUAUUUAAUCCAGGCAUCGUUUCCUAGCACGAGACUACCUACAGUAUUAUACUGAGAUAUAUAAACUGUUAGAAUACGAGUAUAUAAGGUUGAGGUUAUAUACAAAGAUGUUAGGGGCAGUUAGUGAUAGGACCUGGGGCUGUUUCCACCAUCGUUAUUCAAGGCCAGGCACCGUUGCCCGGCAAGACGAGCUGUGUUAUCGGCGGGACGUGAUCGUUAACCUAUCGCGGGGGGAGAGACCAGUCGACGUUGGCCCGCCCUGCCGGCUGCACGCGUCUAAGCGCGGCCUGAAACAAACAUAUCAUAGUGUUUCUAAGUGUUUUUUUUUUGUAUAAGCCCCUUGUGUAUACGGUUGUGAUCAUUUUCCUAUAAACUAUUAUAAACUUUUUGCACAUUAUAAAUGUGGCACUUUGUGUAUAAGGCACUUUUGAUAUACGCGCUUUACGUGUAGUAAAUUUUACAGUAGUGAUUUAUAAAUGAACCAGUUUUGAUGCCAUUUACGUAGUGUGUGUAAGUUAGCGAAGAUGUCUCAAAUGCCUCAGCAGGGUUUUGUGCCUGAGAAAAUCCAGGAAUUCAACCGACGAGCAUCGCAAGAUGCAUCCGAUUCUGUGAAGAGAAACUCCCAAGAAUCCACCCCGAAGAAAGAAGCUAGUCAGAAUCAGGACAAACCUGAUGAUAAAACCAAAGUAGAAGACAAACAAACCAAUAGAGCUGACGCAAAUCGUCAAAACCAUGAUAGUAAGAACCCUUUCUCGCCACACUUCUACAGGAGUGGUAGAACUCAGGGACACUUCGAGAUGGGUCCUCGAGGCUUGGACUAUUCUCCUCAUCGCAUGGGACUUGAAUAUUCUAACCGCAUGCGAGAAUACGGGCCGCAGCGUUCGACAUCCAUCCAUGGGCAUGAACUAACUGAUGGGCCGGUUCUUAUGAAGCCGGAGUACUUGGGCCAUAGGAACCAUUUUGGCAGCCAAAUCGUUCAAGGCGGUAUGAACCAUCCAGAUGUGGUGUUUCGCCAGGAUUACUAUGGCCAGAUUGGAUUUUCGCCUCCGCGUGCUUCGAGGUUUUCGUCUCAGGAGUAUCUGAAUGCUCCCGCUCAGUAUGGAAGGUGGCCUGAUUAUAGAGCUGAGUAUAGGCAGAGGAGGAGAUCACAGCAGGACCUUCAUUCUAUGGGGCACAGUCCAGAAUCAGGUAUGGUUAGAUUUAUUAUUUUUAAAGUACCUAUUUGUGGACUUUGGGCUUUUUCAGUUAGGCUAGUUCCUUGAUUUCUGGCGCGACGCUUCGGCGCCGCCGCUUACGCCAC